UUGAAUCAUGAUCGCCAACGUUGAAUAUCGUCUUCCGACGAAUGUGAAGCCUACACACUAUGAACUCGUGGUCCGCACUGACCUCGACAAGCUCGUAUUUGACGGUUUUGUGAAAGUAUGCCUCGAUGUCGAUGAAAACACGGAUACCAUCAUUCUCAACUCCAGUGGCCUACAACUCAGAACAGCUUCUGUCACUUGUAUCACUUCUAACGACUCUUCCGUUACUGAAAUAGAGCAUACCGUUUACGACAAAGAGAAACGUGUCGCAUUCAAAUUCCCGAAAGAGUUCCACACUGGAUCCAAAUUACAGCUCCGGGUUGGUUUUUCUGGGGUGUUGCUAGAUAAUCUUGUUGGGUACUACAGGUCCUCAUGGGAACUCGAGGGAAAAACCAAGUACUACGCUCUCACACAGUUUGCACCAAUCGAUGCCCGACGCGGGUUCCCGUGUUGGGAUGAACCUCAGCUCAAAGCCACGUUCGCUAUCACUUUAGUCUCGAAAUCAAGCACGACAAAUCUUAGUAACAUGCCCGUACUCGAUGAGAAGACCUUCUCGAUUCAAGACUACUCGGAAAUCGGGGAAGCCUUCCAGGACCUUGACUCUCAGUGGAAGGUUACUCGUUUCGAAACCACUCCUCCGAUGUCCUCCUACAUUGUUGCAUAUGCGAAUGGGGAAUUCUCUCACCUGGAAACAUCUGCGAAGAUGCCAUUAAGUGGCAGAACAAUCCCUCUUCGAAUGUAUGCUACUCCGGAUCUUAUUCACCAAGCACAAUUUGCACUUGAACUCAAGUCCAAGGUUCUUCCCUUGUGCGAGAAGAUAUUCGAUGUGGAAUAUCCGCUUCCCAAGUUGGAUACUCUCGUCGUCAGCGAUUUCGGAGGUGCCAUGGAGAACUGGGGACUCAUAACGGGACGUAUUAGGUCAUUCCUACUUGACCCAAAUAGUGUGGAUAUGUGGGCGAAAAAAAUAGUCAUCAAAAUUCACAGUCAUGAGAUCUCCCAUAUGUGGUUCGGAAACAUUACGACUAUGAAAUGGUGGGAUUACUUGUAUCUCAACGAAGGUUUCGCUACUUUGAUGGGUGAAGUGAUUGUUCCAGAUGAAAUAUAUCCAGAACUGAAGGCCAAUACCGAAUUCAUCAACCGACACCUCGUUCCUGCAAUGGUGCUGGAUGCGAAAUUGUCAUCACAUCCCAUCGAGGUCUCUUGUCCUGAUCCGGAUCUCAUACUUCAAAUUUUUGAUGUUCUAUCAUUCUCAAAAGCUGCUUCAGUUCUGCGUAUGUUGGCAACGUACGUGGGGAAGGAACAGUUUUUACGGGGCGUCUCGAUUUAUCUCAAGAAUCAUCUGUAUGGAAGCACCACCACUCGCGAUUUGUGGGAUGGGAUCAGCGAAGUUACAGGGUUGGACAUUACAACUCUCAUGGACAGCUGGAUUACAAAAACAGGCUUCCCUGUUUUGAUCGUCAAAGAAGUAGAGGGAGGCAUCCACGUUCGACAGGAACGGUUGCUUGAAACAGGGCUUGCUGAAGACCAGGAUAAUGAAACGAUCUGGAACGUUCCUCUUAGUAUCUUGACUGUUCAAGACGAUGGAACGCCUUCAAUUGACAACUCUCUGGUACUGGAUGAACGUGAAAGGAUAUAUCCCCUGGACACCUCGCGGUCGUACAAGCUGAAUGCGGGAACUAACGGUGUUUACCGAGUUCUAUACACAGAAGAACGGGUGAAGAAGAUCGCCAGUGAACUUUCUAAACCGAAUUCUGCAUUCAGUGUUGAAGAUUGUUUGGGUUUGAUCGCUGACGCCUUAGCUUUGUCAAAGGCAUCUUUGAUGAAGUUGAGCGAUGCACUUACCCUUAUUGGCGCGAUGCGAGGUGAAAUGGAGUUCUAUAUUUGGUCAUGUAUUUCAGCUGGCCUCAACGACAUAACGUCCAUUUGGUGGGAAGACGCUGAAAUUCGCGAAAAAUUGAAGGCUUUCCGUCGUUCGCUAUUUUCUCCCCUCGUUAAACGGCUUGGCUACGUUUACUCCAGUACGGACUCACCGGACGUUACGCAGUUGCGUACGUGUGCUAUAGAGCAGUGUGCACUUGCGGGCGAUAUCAGUGUGGUAGAUGAACUCAAAAGUCGAUUCCGGUAUUACAUGGAUUACGGGGAUGACUCUAGAAUACCUCCCGAUCUUCAGAAGGCAACGUUCAUUGCAGCCGUCACGUAUGGUGGACAUGCUGAAUAUCGUGCUGUUAACAAGAUCUUGGAUAAACCCAAGACCUCAAGCACAAGAGUUUCAGCAAUUUACGCUUUAACGUCAACGCGAGAUGUGGCCCUUAUUAAGGAAGGACUGCAAUUCAUGUUGUCGGGGGCAAACGACUCGGAUGUCCCAUAUUUCUUCCUUGGAUUCAAUGGGAAUGGCGACGCGCGGAAACCAAUGAUUGAUUUCUUUCAACAGAACUACGAUGAGCUAUACGAGCGUUUCAUCCACACAUAUUACUUCAGAUUAAUCAUCGAGUAUGCUUUCUCUGGUAUGACGAAGGCGAGCGACUUGAACGAUCUUGUCCAGUUUUUUGAUAACAAGGAGACUACGAAGUACUCUAUGGCACUGGCACAGAGCCUUGAUAGUAUAAGGGGCAGAAUCGCGUUCAUUGAGCGCUCAAGUGAGGAUUUGGAGAAGUGGCUGGCGGGAAGGAAGUAAAUACACUGCAAAGAGGGGUUUCGAUCGGUAACCUUGCCGCGUGUAUUUGUAUGAACCGACUUGAGUACUUGUUCUUCUUCCAGGUUCUUUGCUAGCGAGGAAAAUUUGCCGA
Molecule: messenger RNA, 2783 nt
Organism: Marasmius oreades (fairy-ring Marasmius)
Lineage: Eukaryota; Fungi; Basidiomycota; Agaricomycetes; Agaricales; Marasmiaceae
Exons: 27
Coding region: 8-2671 (887 amino acids)
Biological process (GO): proteolysis; peptide catabolic process
Cellular component (GO): cytoplasm
Molecular function (GO): peptide binding; zinc ion binding; metalloaminopeptidase activity
Source: RefSeq, a predicted model, not a curated record